Messenger RNA from Nerophis lumbriciformis (worm pipefish), 711 nucleotides. The record is from RefSeq and is a predicted model, not a curated record. Lineage: Eukaryota; Metazoa; Chordata; Actinopteri; Syngnathiformes; Syngnathidae.
AUGUCACCUUUUGGAAGUUCGGCGAAGUUUUUGGUUUUCGUCCUGGUGGCACUUUUGGCCACUUUUUGCUCACAGGUCGCCUCCGAGUCGGUGCGUGAGACCGAGACAUGGAUGCCGCCGAAGGACGUCCACGCCAUUUCCUCUGCGAGCGAGCACAGCGAGUCAUCGGGAGACUUCGGCUUCGCAGAUGACCAAGACGAAGAAGAGGAGGACGACGACGAUGACUACGAUGAUGAUGACUAUUUCUACUAUGACGAUGACGAAGACAAUGAAUAUGAGGUGUCGGGGUCUGGCCACGGUGCAGGAAGCGAGCCCUCUUCUCCGGGACGUGAAGUGACAUCGCCCCCUCAGGGUCCCGACAUGGACAACAAGAUCCCAGAGUGGGCCGGCCCGUCUCCAUCUGCCACGGACGACCAAGACGAGUCGUACGCGGUGCAAAACGGCAACGAGAUUCGACGACCGCCGUCCCGUGCAGGUGCAGAGCCCCCGUCCAACGUGCUAAUGUCUCAUGCUGCCGCCGGACGCGACGACAGCCCGGCCAGGACUGAGGUCCUCGCGGCUCUCAUCUGCGGAGGCGGCGUGGGCCUGACGUUGGCCGUUCUGCUGGUUCUUUUGCUGCUGCACCGCAUGAAGAAGAAAGACGAAGGGAGCUACGAGCUAGGCAAAAAACCCAUUUACACUAAGGCCCCCAGCGCCGAGAUCUAUGCCUAA